Messenger RNA from Danio rerio (zebrafish), 1214 nucleotides. Its product is annotated as zgc:171566. Gene Ontology annotation, cellular component: extracellular region. Gene Ontology annotation, molecular function: gamma-glutamyl-peptidase activity; omega peptidase activity; hydrolase activity. Gene Ontology annotation, biological process: L-glutamine metabolic process. NCBI's taxonomy places the organism in Eukaryota, Metazoa, Chordata, Actinopteri, Cypriniformes, Danionidae. The record is from RefSeq and is marked provisional.
CGCUGUUUGCUUCACCUGUCGACAGCAGAUCUGGGCGCAGCCUGCUAUAAAAAGCCUGUCAUCGCCAGUCAAGCCGACAUUGUGCUGUUUUACUUGAUACCAUCGACGAGCUUUGCUUUAUUUUUGUCCUUUGGUGUGCUACCUGAGGUGGAUGUAUCGCCAGGUGCUCGUGCUCGCGGUGUUUGCCGCUUGUCUAUGCGGUUUUCCAGCAUCAUGCGCUCGUAAUUUAAAUUACAGACCGAUUAUUGGAAUUUUAGCCCAGGAGAACUUGGAGGAGGAUCCUCAUGCACAGGGCACUUCUUAUAUAGCUGCGUCAUAUGUCAAACACCUGGAGUCAGCUGGGGCCAGGGUUGUACCCAUCCGCAUAAAUCGCACAGAGGAGGAGUAUGAAACACUAUUCAAUGCAAUAAAUGGCUUGUUGCUUCCUGGAGGAAAUGUGGACAUCGAGACGUCUCAGUUUACCAGAGCGGCCAGGAUUUUCUAUGAACUUGCAUUAAAGGCUAACGAUGCUUCGGAUUAUUUCCCGAUCUGGGGCACGUGUCAGGGCUUCCAGCAGUUCACUGUUCUGACCAGCAAUAAAAACUUGUUGACUUUGACGGACACCAAAGCAGUCGCUCUGCCGUUGACCUUCAGCCCAGGAGCCCAGAACAGCAGGUUGUUCAAGAAAUUUCCCAAAGAUGUUCUUCAGUCUCUGGCAGAAGAAAACAUCACGUCUAAUUUCCACAGCUGGAGCUUGUCCACACAGAAUUACAGUGCCAAUCCCAAACUGAAGCGUUUCUAUCGAGUCCUGACCACUAAUACUGACGGCAGGAAAGAGUUCAUUUCCACUAUGGAGGCAUAUCGAUAUCCCUUCUACGCUGUACAGUGGCACCCUGAGAAGAGUCCAUUUGAGUGGAUUGAGAAAUCCGGCAUGGUCCACACGCUCUCCGCCAUCAAAGCCACCUUCUACACAGCCCACUUCUUCGUUUCUGAAGCAAUGAAAAACCGUCAUCAAUUUCCGUCACAGAUCGAAGAAGAAAAAGCUCUGAUCUACAACUAUCAACCCGUCUACAAUGGCCUGAACAGCAUCUUCCUGCAAAACUACUACUUCGAUUAAAUGUCAAGUAAAGGGGGGGAUUGAUUCAUCAUGGGUUGAAAAUUGAUUCUAGUUUUAAAAGUUUUUAAUUAGUUCUCAAAGUUGCCACAACGUAAUGUUUGGAAUGCCUAUUUUUUAA